GGAUCAUGUGAUAGAUUAGUCCACCACUGAACUUACUGAAAUUACAAAUAAGUCCUUAAAUAUGAUUUUGUUUUUUUGUUAUUUCCUUCAUGCAAACUGAAAAGUGGUCCCAUACAUCAUCUGUAUUAGGAAGGAUCAUUAACAUUGUGUCAUAAUUUCUUCACCAGAGAAUCAAUAAGCAAUGAAGGAUCACAACUCACAAGCACUAUAAAAAAUUUCGCCAUUAUUCUCCUAGCAGAACUAGCAGUAACAUGCGAACUACUCUUGUAGUUUUCCUUGUUUCAUUGCUGCAAUGCACUUCUCAAGUGGUUGUAGCAAAAGAUAUUAUGGAGUCUGGCCAAAACAUAACUUCAGAAUCUUCAUCAAGCUUUCUUGUUUCAGCUGGACAGAGAUUUGUACUAGGCUUCUUUCCUCGUCCCGAAAACAAAUCAGAAAGUUACCUGGGGAUAUGGUACAACAGUGAUCAAACACAAUACCCUGGAAAACAAACAGUGGUAUGGGUUGCCAACAGAGACAUUCCUGUUGUGAGUUCCAAUGUUGGAGUCUUUCAUAUUGCAGAUGAUGGAAACCUUGUACUAGAAGAUGCAUCGAGUAAAGGACGCUAUUGGUCCACAUCAAUAAGCUCUGCAUCCACGGCGACGAACAAAACAAGGAGAGUGCAGCUAAUGGAUUCUGGGAAUCUGGUAUUGUUCCAUGAAGAAGAAGAUGGAGAUUACAUAUGGCAAAGCUUCCAACACCCCACAGACACGUUUCUUCCGGGAAUGCAGAUGGACAUGGAUGGCAUGGAAUUAAGGAGUGGAAACUUCACCUUCAAGAUGGUUCCAACUCAAAAUUAUCGGAAGAAGCGUUAUGUCAUCUACUUGAAUGAUCAACUCUAUUGGGAAAAUGAUGGACUCAAUUCAGAUGCACUGAGCCCUGACAAACUCGAAUAUUUAACUAACUGGACAGAGAUCGAUAUCCCUACGUCUUCACGUACGAAAGGUGUGAAUCGGACGAUGAAACUUUCAGCCACUAUGAACAAAUCCAGCACUGGGACCUGGGAAACCUUUUAUAAGAAAUACAUGAACACAAGAAUUGUGAUGAACUCUUCAGGGGAGAUACAGUAUCUGAAGUGGGAAGAGGAAGACUCUACAGGUGCAGGAUGGACGAUGUUAUCGAACCAGCCAUCGGACAAGUGCCAUAUAUAUAAUUUUUGCGGCAACUUUAGUAGCUGCGACAUUGCAGAUGAUUUGAGGAUCUGCAAAUGUUUACCAGGGUUUAAGGAGAAUCAGAUUCAGAGCGAUGAGGGAGGGUCCAGAUUCCCAGGAUGUAACAGAAGUACACUAUCACUGUCUGACAGCAGAGGCAUGAUGUUCAUUAACUUGACCAUGGUGAGAGUGACCGCACCAGACUUCAAAUCCCCCGCAGAAAGCGAAGAUGAAUGCCGGAUUUCGUGCCUUCACAUGCAUCUUCCCCGGUGCCAAGCUUAUUCGUAUAAUCGCUCUGUUUCAGAUUAUGAUCGUGUUCCUCUCACAUGUGGAAUUUGGACACAGGAUUUAACUACUCUUCAAGUGGUCCAAGAUGAUGGUGCUGCUACUGCUUCUCUUUCUGUUCUGGUCAACCGUUCAGAUAUAGCACCAAAGGCAAAAUCUUGUGAGCCUUGUGGUAUAUACGUAAUUCCUUAUCCCCUAAGCACUGGACCAAGCUGUGGGGAUGCCACCUACAACAAGUUCAUCUGCAACAACUCAACAGGGCAGCUUAACUUCACAAUCCCCAGUGGAGAAUCGUACCGAGUUACUUGGGUAGACCAAAAUACUAGAAGGUUUUACAUUCAAACCAGCAAUUCUUAUCGCUGUGAUUCCAGCAGUCAAAAUAGAGUCCUUGAUCCUCCCUUUAAUGUCACCAACUGGUGCUACGGAGCAGAUGAAAUUGAGGUCAGUUGGGAUCCAGCGCCAGAACCCCCCUGUAAUCACCUCACAGACUGCAAUGGUUGGCCUCAUUCAACAUGCCGACAAAAAUUUCAUCCAGGGGAAAAGAGGUGCUUUUGCCAUUCAAAAUAUCACUGGGAUGCCUCAACUCUUAGUUGUACUCAAGGAGAGGAAUCAAAAAACCACAAAUUGCUAUUGGUUGUAACUCUUACAGUCAUGCUUUUGCUAGCAUUUCCAGUGAUAUUUGCAUAUGUAUGGAGAAUCAAGACAAACCCCAAGAUUGACAGGGCGAACAUUCUAAUACAGGAGAGCUUGCAUGAUAGUGAAAGACAAGUCAAAGGUUUGAUAGGUUUGGGAGGUUUAGAAGACAAACACAGUGAAAGCAUUGAAGUGCCUUUUUAUACUUACAGAAGCAUUGUAGCAGCUACUGAUAAUUUCUCUGAGUCAAACAAGCUUGGAAGAGGAGGUUAUGGACCAGUCUACAAGGGAAGGUUUCUCGGAGGCCAAGAUAUUGCUGUAAAAAGGCUUUCAAGUUUUUCAACACAAGGCUUAGAGGAAUUCAAAAAUGAGAUUGUUUUGAUUGCCAAACUCCAACAUCGGAACCUUGUUAGACUCAGAGGCUAUUGCAUAAAGGGAGAUGAGAAGAUUUUACUUUAUGAAUACAUGCCGAACAAGAGCUUGGACUCUUUCAUAUUUGACCGUUCAAGAACUUUACUCCUUGAAUGGCCAAUGCGGUUUGACAUAAUCCUAGGCAUUGCACGAGGAUUGCUUUAUCUUCACCAAGACUCUAGACUAAGAAUAAUUCAUAGAGAUCUAAAAUCUAGCAACAUUCUUCUAGAUGAGGAUAUGACUCCAAAGAUUUCAGACUUCGGCCUGGAUAUAUGGCACCAGAAUAUGCUUUGGACGGGUAUUUUUCAAUCAAAUCCGAUGUUUUCAGCUUUGGUGUAGUCUUAUUAGAGAUUCUCAGUGGAAAAAAGAACACAGGAUUCUUUCAAUUCAAACAAACUGCUACCCUUUUGGGAUAUGCAUGGGGACUAUGGACAGAGAAUAGACUUAUGAAUUUAAUGGAUACAUCUUUCAGUGGAACUUGCAAUGAGAAUCAAUUUACGAAGUGUGCACAAAUUGCACUCUUGUGUGUGCAAGAUGAACCAGGUGAUCGACCAACCAUGUCAACUGUUGUGACAAUGCUUGAUAGCGAAAUUGCAACCAUCCCUAUUCCUACGCAACCAACAUUUUAUGCAAUUAGAAGGACUACAAGCACUACUGCAUCUUCUUCGAGCAGACCAGAAACAACCAUGCAAAUUGAGAGCAGUUAUCAAGAAGGGAGAUAGAUAGUACAUGGUGGAUUAGACUCUAAUAUGGUAGAAAAUAGAAUCAUGAAAAGUUAUGGUAUAUAGGGUUUAAAGAAAAUAGAAUCAUGAAAAAUUUAAGCUAUAGCUGUGUGCUUAUAAGAAGAGCAAUGUUGAUUCCUCUGCAAGGAACCUAUGGAGGUGCAGAAAUCCACAUAUUUGGCACAUUGUGCCAUUUCUCUUCUAUCUCUGCAAAUACUAACAAACUGUAAUUGGUUAAAUAUCAACUUUUAGUAUGAAUUUGCCGAAAUAUAAUAUGUGAAACGUGUUAAU
This is a messenger RNA of Arachis ipaensis, 3529 nucleotides long. The record is from RefSeq and is a predicted model, not a curated record. Lineage: Eukaryota; Viridiplantae; Streptophyta; Magnoliopsida; Fabales; Fabaceae.